Paramecium pentaurelia is the source of this 246-nucleotide messenger RNA. NCBI's taxonomy places the organism in Eukaryota, Ciliophora, Oligohymenophorea, Peniculida, Parameciidae. The record is from the annotation of a GenBank genome assembly.
AUGGGAAUUUGCGGAACUUCAUCAAUGAAAUCACAUCCUAGUGAGAAAUUAAUUGAACAGAAUAAAGAAAAAAAUGGAAACUAAAUCUCCUAAUCUAAAACAGUUAGAUUGUUUGAUUACAAUCAAAAUAAGAUAGUUCAAGUACCAGUUUUAAAACCAGCUACUUAGAAUAAUUUAUAUUUUAAGCGAUAAGCACAAAGUCCUAAUCAAAAUCAAGAUACUGUUCAAUUACUAACAUAAUCUUGA